CGUAUAUAUACACUCACUUUUAUCCAUUCUUACUUCAAACCAACACACCCUUUUUCUCAUUGAUCUGCUACACCAGCAAAAACUGAUUGAACUUACUCCUCAGUACCCACUACUGCGUCUUCCACUAUUCCAUUCCUUCUCCAACUAACCAAGUACAUACAUGGAUGAUUUCUUCCAGUAUUCCCCCGAUUCCGAGAGUAGCUGUGGUCGCGUCGUCAACUUGUCUGACGAGGAGGUUCUUUUGGCUUCCAGGAACCCGAAGAAACGUGCCGGGAGGAAGAAGUUCAAGGAAACCAGGCACCCGGUCUACCGGGGUGUGAGGAGGAGGAACUCCGGGAAGUGGGUGUGCGAGGUCCGCGAGCCCAACAAGAAGUCCAGGAUAUGGCUGGGGACGUUCCCGACUGCCGAGAUGGCGGCGCGCGCUCACGAUGUCGCCGCAAUAGCUCUGCGUGGGCGGUCCGCCUGUCUUAAUUUCGCGGACUCGGCCUCGAAGUUGCCAAGGCCGGCGUCGGGGGAAGCGAAGGACAUUCAGAGGACGGCGGCAGAGGCUGCAGAGGCGUUUCGGCCAGCGGAUUUGAUGGACACUUCGUCGGAAACGGUGGCGGAGGAUGAGAGGCAAUCGCCGGAGGGAGUGUUCUUUAUGGAUGAAGAAGCAGUGUUUGGGAUGCCGGGGUUGCUGGCAAAUAUGGCAGAGGCGAUGCUCCUGCCUCCACCAAAUUGUGCGGGAGAUGAUGCUUUCAGUGGUGGUGAUGACGUGGAAGCUUCAGCUGACAUGUCAUUAUGGAGUUAUUCCAUAUAAAUUAGAACUCAUAAAUAUAAAAUCAUAUCAUCACCCGGAACAUAUACCAUAUAAAGGUGAGAGUAAUAGUAGUAGUGUUAGGAAACCGAAUGGGUGAUGAGAUGUGUUUUGAAGUUGAAGCGGCCAUCAUUCCGUACUCUUUUUUUUAGAUUGAGUGCGGCUACUGUGUGUCACUGUCAUGUGUUCGAUCUACAUAGAGAUGAGCAUUGUAUGUUGUAAGAUAGCAAGUAUUGGGUUAUUAUUAUCAUGAUAGUCAUCUGGGCACAUAAAAUGCCCAACAAGCA
This is a messenger RNA of Juglans microcarpa x Juglans regia, 1083 nucleotides long. Its product is annotated as dehydration-responsive element-binding protein 1D. The transcript has a single exon. Gene Ontology annotation, molecular function: DNA binding; DNA-binding transcription factor activity. The coding region runs from base 161 to 799 and encodes 212 amino acids. The record is from RefSeq and is a predicted model, not a curated record. Gene Ontology annotation, biological process: regulation of DNA-templated transcription. Lineage: Eukaryota; Viridiplantae; Streptophyta; Magnoliopsida; Fagales; Juglandaceae.